Messenger RNA from Ricinus communis (castor bean), 1949 nucleotides. Its product is annotated as protein DETOXIFICATION 27. Gene Ontology annotation, biological process: xenobiotic detoxification by transmembrane export across the plasma membrane. Gene Ontology annotation, molecular function: antiporter activity; xenobiotic transmembrane transporter activity. Lineage: Eukaryota; Viridiplantae; Streptophyta; Magnoliopsida; Malpighiales; Euphorbiaceae. The coding region runs from base 313 to 1761 and encodes 482 amino acids. The transcript has 8 exons. The record is from RefSeq and is a predicted model, not a curated record. Gene Ontology annotation, cellular component: membrane.
AUUGUUGUUUCUAUUUGUUAAAUUACUUUUUUCCCUAAUUAUGGAGAAGAACCAACACCGACCGAGUCCAGACCCAGAUUAGCCCCAUUCAUCUUUGGUUUUUGUGCUUGCUAGAACAGCAAGGGUUGGCUUGGUUAUAUCCAUAUACGGAUGCCUAUGGCUAGGACUAGGAGACGUGACUAACCAUCUUUCCUCAAAUCAAUAUUUUAUAUGUUUUACAGCUUAUAAUAUAUAUGCAUGAAUAUUAUUUACAAGCUCAGCCUUUGAAACUCCUCUAUUCUCUCUCUUUCUCUGCAUCUGCAAGCAAGAGAUAUGCCUAGUGAAGGUACAGUAGAGGAAUCUAAGGUUCCUCUAUUAACUGAUUUAGGUCCCAUAGUUGAAGAAGAUAACCUUUCAAGAAAGGUUUGGAUUGAAUCAAAGAAGUUAUGGCAGAUAGUUGGUCCUGCUAUCUUCAGCCGCCUCGCCUCUUUUUCCAUGAUUGUUAUCACUCAAGCCUUUGCAGGUCAUUUGGGUGACCUUGAACUUGCUGCCAUAUCCAUUGCCAAUAAUGUCAUUAUCGGGUUCGACUUGGGUCUCCUGUUGGGAAUGGCUAGUGCAUUGGAAACGUUAUGCGGGCAAGCAUUUGGGGCCAAAAAGUAUUACAUGUUGGGAGUGUAUAUGCAGCGAUCUUGGAUAGUACUGUUCUUGUGCUGCGUUCUGCUUUUGCCUCUAUAUCUCUUCGCCUCUCCGUUCUUAAAACUACUAGGACAACCAAACGAUGUAGCAGAACUGUCAGGAAUUGUUUCCAUAUAUAUGAUACCACUUCACUUCAGUUUUGCAUUUCAGUUUCCAUUACAAAGAUUCUUGCAGAGCCAGCUAAAGAACACAGUGAUCGCAUUAAUUACUUUUGUUGGUCUAGCGGUGCAUGUGAUUGUGAGUUGGCUGUUGGUGUACAGAUUUCAGCUUGGUGUGAUCGGAACUGCGAUGACUCUGAAUUUUUCAUGGUGGGUUCUUGUGUUUGGGCAUCUUGGUUAUGUCAUUUUUGGUGGCUGUCCUCUUACUUGGAAAGGUUUCUCCACUGAAGCCUUUUCCGGCCUUUGGGAAUUCACCAAGCUUUCUGCUGCUUCCGGUGUCAUGCUAUGCUUGGAGAAUUGGUAUUAUAGAAUACUAAUCUUGAUGACAGGGAAUCUGAAGAAUGCUGAGAUUGCGGUUGAUGCCUUAUCGAUAUGCAUGACCAUAAAUGGCUGGGAAAUGAUGAUCCCUUUCGCAUUCUUUGCAGCUACCGGAGUAAGGGUUGCAAAUGAACUAGGAGCUGGGAAUGGAAAAGGAGCAAAGUUUGCAACAGCUGUAUCAGUGAUAACAUCAGUUAUAAUAGGGCUUUUCUUCUGGGUGUUGAUAUUGUUAUUCCAUGAUAAAUUGGCUUGGAUAUUUACUUCAAGUGAACCUGUUCUUAAAGCAGUCAACCAACUCUCACUAUUAUUAGCCUUCACUGUUUUGCUCAACAGCGUUCAGCCAAUUCUCUCUGGCGUGGCUGUGGGAUCUGGAUGGCAAAAAUAUGUGGCAUACAUAAAUCUGGGUUGCUAUUAUUUGAUUGGGGUUCCACUUGGAUUUUUGAUGGGUUGGCUGUUUCAUCUCGGAGUUAUGGGAAUUUGGGCUGGAAUGAUUUUUGGUGGAACGGCAAUUCAGACCUUGAUAUUGGCUCUCAUUACCAUUCGUUGUGACUGGGACAAAGAGGCAGAGAAAGCAAGCAUGCACGUAAAGAAAUGGUCCGAAGUAAAGUGAAAAGAGAGACAAAAUGAUUGAUUGCACAGACUAGGCUUAUACAUGAUGUGAACAAAGAAGGAUCGUUAUCACUAAUUAAAUGAAUCCUCACUUCAAAUGCUAUUGAUUUUGAUUUGGCAAUCAAGAUUAAUCCAUUUCUGUAAGAUGCUAUGAUUUUGAAUCCAUCGAAAAUGCAUUUAAUUGCCUAA